Messenger RNA from Phyllotreta striolata, 456 nucleotides. NCBI's taxonomy places the organism in Eukaryota, Metazoa, Arthropoda, Insecta, Coleoptera, Chrysomelidae. The record is from the annotation of a GenBank genome assembly.
AUGUCAACUCCUGCUCGACGACGCCUUAUGAGAGAUUUCAAAAGGUUACAGGAGGAUCCGCCUACUGGCGUUAGUGGAGCCCCUUCUGAUAAUAACAUUAUGAUUUGGAAUGCUGUAAUAUUCGGUCCACACGAUACACCUUUUGAAGAUGGAACAUUUAAGUUAACCAUCGAGUUCACAGAAGAGUACCCAAAUAAACCUCCUACUGUUAGAUUUGUCAGUCAUAUGUUUCAUCCUAAUGUAUACGCAGACGGUGGUAUAUGUUUAGAUAUAUUACAAAACCGAUGGAGCCCUACAUACGAUGUAUCAGCUAUAUUAACUUCAAUUCAAUCAUUAUUGAGUGACCCAAACCCCAACUCUCCGGCUAAUUCAAUGGCUGCACAAUUGUACAAAGAAAAUAGAAGAGAAUAUGAAAAACGGGUGAAGGCUUGUGUAGAACAAAGCUUUAUUGAUUAG